Molecule: messenger RNA, 2960 nt
Organism: Zerene cesonia (dogface butterfly)
Lineage: Eukaryota; Metazoa; Arthropoda; Insecta; Lepidoptera; Pieridae
Exons: 3
Coding region: 242-2893 (883 amino acids)
Source: RefSeq, a predicted model, not a curated record
CGCUUACACAACGCUCGGCGCGCUGCUUCGGCCAUCACAGUCGUAAUCCACGCGCCUUACCCUACCGACGACAAAACGGUCACCGUUACGCGAAUUAAAAAUAAGUGUUAUUCCACUAUUCGAUAUUUAAAAAUUCGAUUUUUUUUUCAAAUAGUGCAAGCCCGGGAUAGUGAGAGUGUUUGAAAGAGGGCGGAGCAUGCGCCCGCGCUAAAUUUCACUUUCUACGACGGGACACUGCGCGAUGGCUCCCGUAAAUACACUACGGAUAUGUGCCAUUCUCUGGCUGUUCUGCGCCAUCAGCGUUGGAGCCGAUGCCAACGACAAUACCACGACCACCAAGACAAUAAGGACCACUAUCCUACCGUCAAGGACAACACGAACAGAAUUAAAAGUAUCAAGAAGUCUCAAUCCCCACGAUACGCAGACUGUUAACGUCAGAACUAAAUCUGGACACCUAACGCAACUAAUAGUAAAAAAGAAAGAUGCAAAGUCUUCGACCCACGCUAGCAGCACCACCCCAGCGCCAACCACCAUUUCGGUAAAAACGACUUUACCAAACGUAAAAUUUAACACAACAGAAGAAAACAAAAACAAAACAGACUCGAGGGAUCAAAGAAAAUUGAACUUAGGUCCUGUCAGUAGUGAUUUAGCUGGUUUCGAUUACUAUAUCAAUCGCAAUAAACACGAUGAAUUCAGUGAUAUCAAGGCUGAAUAUGGAAACUGGUCACCGGUGUCUGUCUAUCCCGAAUCUCACAUACAAGAAAAUGGUGGCAAACCCCAAACAGACCCUGAAACUUCCAGCUAUUACCCCACAUACGAUAAUCAGGAAAAAGUAGAAAACAAAAAGGUUUACAUAACAUCGACGAGUUAUAUGGACUACAACGGCCCUAUCAAAAGCUAUCGUUUUGAUCCGCACAACCCUGUUAUCAAAAACGAUAGAAAUCCAGUAUACAUAGAAGUUGUUAGCACUAAAGUUUCAGACGGUGACGCUAAAUCUUUCAAAGUGCCCGACCCGGUUAUGGUGAGCUCAGAUUCAAUGUACGUGAAAAAGGCUAUCGAUAAAUUCAACAAACGAGGAAGAUCGAUAUUAACUUUAGGUGAUGAUGGAAUACCAGAAAUUCAAGGUAUUAGAAUGCCGGAUGAUGAGUCAGAUAAGAAGACGUGGAGGAAUGCGCGCGUUGUUAAUGGUGAACUUGUCCCUUACCCUGAAGGCUACACCCCACCUAAAGCCAUACCAGAAGCCGAUGUGUACCCGGACUUAGCUGCUGCCGAUCCAGCGCAGAACUUGGGACCAUUUACUAAAGAAGAUAACUUUGAACCGAAAGAUGGACCGUUUACUAAAUUCGACAACAUUAAAUUCGAAUCAGAUGAUUUCGUUCCGUCUGUACAAUAUAAGCCUAAAAAAGAUAACCAUUACAUCAAAUCUGGAUACGGGCCUUUCACAAAGGCUGAUAAUUCUAAAGUGGCUAACUCUAAACUAAUCGAAUAUAUCAAACAGAUCAAUGACCAAGAGUUAAAACGCGAUUAUUUCAGCGGUCGCAGUUCAAGAGCUCACACUGGCGACCUAGAUUACGCGGAGAGUCAUAUUCAGAGGCGUAUGUUACAACAUCCAGGUGAAACAAAUUUCCCAAAUUCUAUAAUGUACACACCGAAAAACGCAAAGCCAGGCUACGAUGAGAGCGUACGCAAUCCAGUUCUUCAAUACGCUCACCCAGAUCUCGGGGUACAACCGGCUAAAGCUACUCGAGAUAAUAUUGAAAAUUAUGAAAACAAACGAAAGAUUAAUUAUUAUACUAGUGUUGUACCAAAAAGCGCUCAUCCGUACCCAAUGGAACCCAUUAACGGAUAUAAUCAGCAGCGCAGUCAAAACAUGCCAUCUAAUAACCGGUAUUAUGAGGAUGAAUAUAACAAGUUUUCAUAUUACGACCACAGCCCGGCAAAAUACCCGUAUGGCUAUGGUUUUAUCAAACGCGUUCCAGAGCCAUCAUUAUGGCAACGCUUCACAAACUCGAUGAAAGAUACCAUCAAUAGCGCAAGUCAGACGGUGCAACAGUUCACCAAACCUUUAAUAGACCCUAUUGCAAAAGUAACACAACCGAUAUUUGAUCCUCUCGCGGAGGCCACACAGAAGAUAUCUCAUAACCUGGGUUUGUAUUCCUCAAAUUCUUUACAAAGUCAGAGGUACGCUCAGGAUAAGAUCGGAGUAGCCGCUGCGGCUUCUGGUGCACCGGCGAUGCUUCCAGCUUUAGGACUGAUGGCGGGUGGUGCUGCUUUAGGCCUUGGUGCAGUAGCUGUUGGAAGACUGCUAGACGUGAAUCUAAUGCGCAGCGCUGACGACAGCGCCGAUGCAAUGGAAAAGGAACACAAACGCUCCUUCGGCGACGCGGUUUACGAUUACGACAGAAAAAUUCUCAGCAGGCAAAAGUUCUACGACGACAAUUACAAGAUGCCCAGCGAGAACGUGUACGUGGUUAUGUCGCCAGACGGUAGCGACAGAACGAAACGCCACGUCAGUUUCUACGAGCCUUUCCAUGUUGUUUCUGGUGUCAGACAGCGGCGGAGCGUGAAGAGAGCUCUAGUAGACGACAUGACGGAUGACCUGCAGCACAUAGAUUCGAACCCGGCACAGUCAAGUCUGACGUCCGCGGCGAUGGACUUGGUGAAACAGACGGACUGGAGAGACUCACAGUGUGCAAAAUUCACAUUCUGCAAGGUCCUCACCUCACAGCCCUCGGACUCCAUAUUUUCAAUGGAAAAGAAAAUGGAGUCGCUUCUUAAAAUGUUAUCAAGAGGAAACAGCGCAAAUGCAGCUGCAGUGGCCCACCAGCUGGGAGACGUGAUGGCUGCCAGCAGGGAUCACGACUGUUCCAGAUUUUAUUGUGAAUUACAGUGAUAUAUAUAAUUUCCCACCUCUACAGAACUUAAAAGAAAGUUUAUUUAAAACGUGACAUGUCCUAUAA